Ilyonectria robusta is the source of this 1452-nucleotide messenger RNA. Its product is annotated as aldehyde dehydrogenase. The record is from RefSeq and is a predicted model, not a curated record. NCBI's taxonomy places the organism in Eukaryota, Fungi, Ascomycota, Sordariomycetes, Hypocreales, Nectriaceae. The coding region runs from base 1 to 1452 and encodes 483 amino acids. Gene Ontology annotation, molecular function: aldehyde dehydrogenase (NAD+) activity. The transcript has 4 exons.
AUGGAGUUCGAGACCGGCCUGUUCAUUAACAAUGAGUACAUUCCAUCCUCUUCAGGGGAGACCAUCUCUGUGUACAACCCCGCGGACAACACCCUGGUGACCGACAAGGUCCAGGUAGCUUCCGCCGAGGACGUGGACAAAGCUGUUGCAAGCGCCAAGGAAGCGUUCAAGACGUGGAGGUCGACGCCCAGCGGACAGCGUGCGGCCGUCAUGAACAAAUACGCCGAUCUCCUCGAGAAGCAUGCCGAUCAGAUCGCACUGCUCGAGACGACUAACAUGGGCAUGCCUAUUGUCGGCAGCCGUAUGCUGGUCGGCGCUCAAGCCCAGUCAUUCCGUUACUACGCCGGGCUCGUCGACAAGGUUCACGGCGAGACGUACACCGAGGAUGGAGACGGCCUGUUCAAGAUGGUCACCUAUGAACCUUUCGGUGUUUGUGCUGGAAUCUCAGCCUGGAACGGCACCAACCUGUCCGUAGGCUGGAAGAUUGCCCCUGCUGUGGCCAUGGGAAACACGUUUGUGCACAAGUCAUCAGAGAGGAGCCCCCUCUCCGCCCUCUUCCUCGGUAGGCUGGUCAAAGAGGCCGGGUUCCCGCCCGGCGUCAUCAACCUGAUCUCCGGCGGUGGCGCGACGGGUGCAGCCCUUGCAUCACACAUGGACGUUGCGAGAAUGUCCUUCACGGGUUCCGUAGCGGCUGGACGCAAAGUCCAGAUGGCUGCCGCGCAGAGCAAUCUGAAGCCCGUCACGCUUGAGCUGGGCGGCAAGUCGGCCUCGAUUGUCUUCGAAGAUGCGAACAUGGCGAAUGCCAUCCGACACAACUCGCAGAGCUUCCUUGCCAACAACGCUCAGGCCUGCUCCGCGGCCUCCCGACUAUUUGUGCACGAGAAGAUCGCGCCUGCGUUCAUCGAGAACCUCAAGAAGUCUUGGACAGAUCUCCUGGGUACGAUCGGUGACCCCACGAAUACCAGCACUUUCAUGGGACCAAUGGUGGAUCAAGCGCAGGCAGACCGCGUCAGGGAGUACGUCAAGGGGGCUAAGGCCGAUGGCGUCGAAGUCUUGGUGGACAGCAUCGAGGAGGUUGGGGCACGGCCAGGGAGUUUCUCGGGUCUUACUGUCUUCCUCAACCCAGGCCUUGACAGCCGCAUUUGGAAAGAGGAAAUAUUCGGUCCCGUGCUCGUCGUUCGCACUUUCAAGACGGAAGAAGAAGCUGUAGAGCUAGCCAACGACACGGAGUUUGGCCUGUCUGGCAUCAUCUUCACGUCCGACAUCUCCCGAGCUCUCCGAGUUGCCUCGAAACUCGAGGUCGGCACACUCACCAUCAACGCCAGCCAUUACCCCAGCAAGUUCACACCGUGGGGAGGAUGGAAGCAGAGCGGAUACGGACGGGAGGGAGGUCUCGAGGCAGUCAAGGAGUAUGUUCAGUCCAAGACGAUCCACGUUAACCUCAAUGCUUGA